Molecule: messenger RNA, 1414 nt
Organism: Drosophila obscura
Lineage: Eukaryota; Metazoa; Arthropoda; Insecta; Diptera; Drosophilidae
Exons: 3
Coding region: 19-1206 (395 amino acids)
Biological process (GO): cell surface receptor signaling pathway via JAK-STAT; embryonic development via the syncytial blastoderm
Source: RefSeq, a predicted model, not a curated record
CGCCUUCUGCUCGUGAUCAUGACCCUGGCUGCUCUAAUGCCGCUUCCACAGGCCCGCCACCUGCACGACCAGGUGGCGCUCGACUAUGCCUAUGACGAAGAUGCCUCCGGCUCAGCCCGUUCAGCGGCCGCCUCCAUCAGCUCGUCAUCGUCAUCGUCCUCCGCAUCGUCCGCCGCAUCUUCAGCGGCGGAUAGGCUGUCCGCGUGGAAUGUGAACCCCUUCCACGGACUGGAGGACAGCUUCGGCGAGGGCAGCUACGACAGUGAUGUGAGCCUGAGCGAGAGCAGCUACGAGGAGAUCGCCCAAGUGGCCAUGAGGGCCGCACGCCGGGAGCUGCGCCGUCAACGCACCCGACACGCGCGCAGCCACAACCUGCGCCUCUUCUCCAGCACCCCACAGGCGCCCGAGUGGGAGAAUCCCUGCGGUGGGGUCUACCAGCCGGACGAGAGCCUGCCCGCUGAUGCGGACAGCUCCAGCCAGGGACGCGUAAUCAAGAGAAAGCACCUGGUCGCCUUGCGGAACAUCACCAUGAGCGAGUUCCAAUUCAUCCGCAGCAGCGCCAAACUGGAGUACGGCAACUACCAGCACUGGCAGCGCGAGUACAAGUUCCUGCCAAACAUGACGCGGCCCACAAAUGCGGUGAAGCUGAAGACCUGGUACCGCAACAUGCAGACCUUCGUGGGUAGCUUCUCGUACCUGGGACGGGCGCAGUACAAGUACCGCAAGGAGCAUCAGCAGAACCUGAACGCCGUCACCCACGAGCUGCACGAUCUGCUGGUCAGCGCGCGGAGCAUGCUCUGCGAGAUCGAGACGACCAUCAACGCCUCCUACCCGAACAGCAACGGGGCGAAGCUAAGCCGCGUCAGCCGGGCGGCGAUGCUGGAGCGGCUGCGGUUCCAUACGCCGGCCGACGGUAGCCAGGAGGCGGAUGAGCGCGACCUCAAGGUCACCAAGGAGCUCUACAUCCAGUAUUUGGACAACGUGUGGAAGACACUGCGCCGCGCUCUGCGAAAGCAGCACCGCAACAGCCAGGAGCGUCGCCAACAGGUGGGAGCUGUGGCAGUGCCAGCGGCAGCGGGUGUCGCAACCGGACAGGGAGCAGGCUCCCUGGGGCAUUCCGGCUCGGAGAGCAUCGAGAUAGGCCUCUCCAAUGCGGCCAUGGCCAACGGAUCCGACUGCGGCGCCAGUGGGUCGGUGGAAUGCUGAGUCCUAGUCACACUUAAUCCAGCUCCAGCUUCAGUCCCAGUCCCAUCACUAGCCCCAGCCCCAGCCCCGCCCUGUGCGCCUCCUCCAGUAUUAGAGCCAAGCGAAUGCUGUGCACAGUCUGUAGUCUGUAGUUCGUAGUACCAGUACCUCCUUCCAGUUGUUCCAGCUGCAGCAUUCCAAGCCGCUUCCAAGCCAAGCCAAGCCAAGC